Bubalus bubalis (water buffalo) is the source of this 1856-nucleotide messenger RNA. RefSeq names its product NME/NM23 family member 9 (gene NME9). The coding region runs from base 710 to 1738 and encodes 342 amino acids. Lineage: Eukaryota; Metazoa; Chordata; Mammalia; Artiodactyla; Bovidae. Gene Ontology annotation, molecular function: nucleoside diphosphate kinase activity. The record is from RefSeq and is a predicted model, not a curated record. The transcript is spliced from 12 exons. Gene Ontology annotation, biological process: GTP biosynthetic process; CTP biosynthetic process; UTP biosynthetic process.
AAACCCGGGUCUCCUGCAUUGAAGGCGGAUUCUUUACCAACUGAGCUACGAGGGAAGCCUUCAAUUUGGGUUUAUCUAUUUUUUUCUUUGCAGUUUAGUCAGUUUUUGCCUCAGGUUUUGGAUGCUUUGCUCUUAGGUGCAUACACAAGUAUUGUUAUGUCUUCCUGGAGAAUUGAUCCCUUUAGCAUUAUGUAAUACCUUCUCUUUACCCCUGAUAAAUUUCCUUGCUCUGAAAUCUGCUUUGCCUGAAAUUAGUAUAGUGACUCCAGCUUUCUUUUGAUUACUGUAGCAUGCCAUAGUUUCUCCACCCUUUUACUUCUAACUGUCUUUAAAAACAAACAAGCAAAAAAACCCUUUUAAACCUGUGCUUUAUAUUUAAAGUGGAUUUCUUGAAGACAACAUACAGUUGGGCCUUGUUUUUUUAAUCUCCUGGCAAUUUCUUUUAAUUGGUAUAGAUCAAUCACACCAUGUUUAUAACUGCUUCUGUUUUCUCCACUUGACUUUCAUACUUCAUUUUGAAUUUGUUAUUUUGUAUUUUUUAUCUUGAAAGAAAUCUCUUCAGAUCUGUCAAAACCUGGGAGCCACCCCUGCCCAGUAUGUAUUCAGUAGAAAUAGAAAAGCUGCAUGCCAGUCCUGGUGGGACAGAACGGAUGCAGGAAUGGAGGACGUAGCUCUACAGCACAUGAUGCAUCUGAUCCGUGCUUGAGCCAUGGGCAGCAAGAAAAAAGAAAUUGCCCUGCAGGUCAACGUCAGCACCCAAGAACUUUGGGAGGAGAUGCUCAGUUCCAAAGGACUAACUGUUGUUGACGUCUACCAAGGCUGGUGUGGCCCCUGCAAGCCCGUGGUGAGCCUCUUCCAGAAGAUGAGGGUGGAGGUUGGCCCGGACCUUCUGCAUUUUGCAACAGCAGAGGCAGACUGUCUCGAUGUGCUCGAAAGAUACCGAGGGAAGUGCGAGCCAACCUUUCUGUUUUAUGCCGGAGGAGAGCUGGUGGCGGUGGUGAGAGGAGCGAAUGCCCCACUGCUGGAGAAAACCAUCCGCGAGCAGCUGGAGGCAGAAAAGAGGGUGCUGGCUGAAGGCAGAGAACGGAGGGUGAUUAAAGAUGAAGCUCUUUCUGAUGAAGAUGAAUGCUUUUCUCAUGAAAAGAACAAUGGUGAUGAUGAGGACCUGGUAUCAUCAGCGAAGACCUGCACCUUGGCCAUCAUUAAACCAGAUGCGGUGGUCCAUGGGAAGACAGAUGAGAUUAUCAUGAAGAUCCAGGAAGCUGGGUUUGACAUUUUAACGAAUGAAGAGAGAACCAUGACAGAAGCAGAAAUGCGACUUUUCUACCAACACAGAGCUGGAGAGGACACAUUUGAGAAGCUGGUACAUCACAUGUGCAGUGGACCAAGCCACCUCCUGAUCCUUGCCAGGACUGAGGGCACCAAGGACGUGGUCACUGCCUGGCGAACCCUCAUGGGGCCCUGUGACCCUCAUGUGGCAAGGAGGGAGCAGCCUGACAGUCUCCGGGCUCAAUAUGGCACAGAAAUGCCCUUUAAUGCAGUCCAUGGAAGCUGGGACUCAGAAGAUGCCCAUCGGGAACUGGCCCUGCUCUUCCCCGGUUUUCAGUUUUCAGACCAGAUUCCAGAAUCCGCCCCUCUGGGCCAUGAGGCUGAAGGAGUGGAGGGCCCCGGCAAAAUGCUGUGCUCCCCGGAGGAUGUGGAUGAGGCAGCCCGUGACCAGGGUGAGGCCACAAGCUGAAGUCAGAACGUUUAUAUCUGCUGCACAUAAGGAAACUUCCAGAACUGGAACUUCCUCUCUUGAGCACCGAUACUUUCUUGAUUUAGCUAUCCUUCAUGAAUAAAAAUAAUGGUAUCCA